Ramularia collo-cygni is the source of this 3450-nucleotide messenger RNA. RefSeq lists its product as uncharacterized. NCBI's taxonomy places the organism in Eukaryota, Fungi, Ascomycota, Dothideomycetes, Mycosphaerellales, Mycosphaerellaceae. Bases 1 to 3450 code for a protein of 1149 amino acids. The record is from RefSeq and is a predicted model, not a curated record. The transcript is spliced from 4 exons.
AUGUCCCUCAAUGGUCUGGACAGUCCGGACGUGCGGGAAGCGUAUCAGACGGCGGUCGCCGAGGCUGCGGGCUGGUUUCUGCUGCAAUACGUCUCGCGAGACGGUGUCGAGUUGCUGGCCCGCGGGCGGAAUGGCGUCUCGGAAGCGCGCAACGCUAUAACGGCCUACACACAGGCUUCGCCGUUGUACGGGUUGAUGAUCUAUCGGCGACGGCGGCUGUUAAUCAAGUACAUUCCCGAGGGAACGUCCAGGUUACUGCAGGCACGAACGACGGUCCAUUUCCAGGACAUACUUGAGCGAUAUUCGCCGUACGAAACACUACUGGAGAUCACUACGGGCGAAGCCCUCAACGACACUGCGCUAGCCAAGACCUUCCAACUACACACAGCAUCGCCGUCGCCUUCGGCGGGCCGUCUCGAUGAAAUCACCGAAGAUGGUGAAGAUGCUGGUGCGGAUGUUGGCAGUCUCAACGGCACGAGCGUCUCAUCCAGCUUGUCUGCUGCACAGCGCUACAAGGCAGCGCGAAGGGCGGACAACUCCUCGAAGAGGGCGGAGCGCGGCGAACGUCCCAUGACUUCACUCCAGGUUAGUGGGGGAAAUUCGCCUUCUAUGUCACCGCAGAUGACACCCGCGGUGGUGACCUUGAACUCUGGCGUUGUGCUCGAAGAUGCUGAAAGCCCCACGAAGGAUGCGAGUCCGCAGCCGGAUCCGGGGGUCGAAACCGUUGCGUCCAUUGUGGUGACGGAACCUGAACAGAGCGCAUCACCUCCAAGGACGAGCGAUUUGCUAGUCUCUGCGGCUGUAAGAUUGGCAGAUGACGCUGUUCAGGAAAGCGCUCCAGAGAGUCCUCCAGUCGAAWUGGGCGUGUUGGAGCUAGCGCCAGAGGAGGCUUCCACCCUGCCAUMACAGACAGUUCAUCUCCGACGUGGCGAGGACGCCGAGGCACCUCCAAGUAUCAGUUCAGCUCCAUCGGAGGCACCUUCAAGCAUUCGAGACGCUUCAAUGGACUAUGAUCCAUAUGACCUCAGCAAAUACGACAAGUAUUUCCAACCCAAAGUCAAGCUUGGUCCGCGGCCCGUGACUUCUGCAGAGAAGGUUAUGCGGCCAGCGCGGGUCUCGGUCGUGCCUGCGAGCCUCAGACAGUCGAGAAAGCCAGAGCCACUCCGACCGCAGUCUCAAGGGCAAGUCGCGCCUGCUCUCAAAUCAGCGCCUUUGCGAGCCGAGCCUACUAUGCGCCUACCUCUUCCUCCUCCAAUUCCAGUAGAGUACAAUCCGCGCCCGUACUCCCGGGGAAGUGUGAAAUCUGCGCCAUCGCAUAGAUCGACGGCAAUGACGCCAGAUCGUCUUCGUUUGAUGAAGGCCGUAGAACUUCGGAAAAGACAGAUCCGAAAGUCACAGGGGCCCCAAUCCUUCACCCCGCCAGUCGAAGAUCCACCGGAGAUGCCCGAGCUACCUCCACCAGAGCCGAUCGCUACGACCAGUGACGAGAAGCCGCAACACCAAGAUGCAGAAGCAGAGCAGUCUCACACGGAUGACGAGACUCAUCCUCAAUCCAUCAAAGCAGAUUCUGGCAUCGAGAUUCGGUACGGGACACCGAGCUCGGAUGAUGCGGACGAGCGAGCUGCUUCUUUGCGCGACAACCCGAACGAUGAGCAUCCAGUAGAGCCCGGCGCUAGCGAUGAGCGUCAUGGAUCUGCUCUGUCAAAAUCGACAGUUGUGACGGCUGGACGAGACGUUGCUGCCGAUUCUGCAGAGGACAAAGCAUCGAUGAGGGAUAGUCACACGCCUACUGAGCGGACUGCGGGACUCCACGAGGCCAGCGAUGCCGCAUCUACCACGAAUCAAGAGAUGGCGGAUCGCUCAAGACCGGCGACCCCGGACACCGGCGCAAACCUCGAAGUAGAAACCCUUGCUCACGCCCCAAGUAGCGACACAUUGCGCAAUGCGGAACCAAUAUCAAGACCUGCGAGCUCUGACCUAACAAGGCGAAGGCGUGGUCUUGUCGAACCCCUGCACAUCGAGACGCCAUCGGGCAACCCAGAUGAUUUCAUGUCAGAUGACGAGUUCCUAGAAGAAUUGCAUUCCGCCACAGUGCAGGAGGCUCGACCGAUCCUGUUCUCUCACCAGCCGAGUAUGGAGGACAUCAGCAUGGUGAGAUCUGUGAGCAUCACGCGGAAUAUGACGAGUCGUCAAAGCGAGACUGGACAGUUGUCGCCUGAAUCAAGCCCUGCACUCCUGAGCUCAUCCCCACCGGAGAAAGGAGAUUCGGCUUGGAAUGCACCCCGAAAGGUGUCAUCUGGCAUAUCCAGGCGCAUUCAGGCGCUCAAUGAGGUUUCAACUAGGGAGGCCAACGCUUCCGGUUUCGGUGUUUCUUCGAGCCCGGUAUUACCAGGGAUGACACCCAAUGCAUCGCUACAACGAGACGCCAAGGGCCGAGGACCUCGCAAGGCUCCUUCGCCAGGAGCACGACCUGUGUCAUUCCGAAAGUCCAGUAAGCCAAGCAGCGCAAGUCAAGCCCCAAUUUUCACUUCCCCUGUGGAACAAAACGCUCCUGUCUGGAGCGUUCAGCAUGAUCCUGUGACGAGUCGAAAUUCGGUGUCUGUCACGGCUCGUAUAGUACGCUCACGCACUGAACCUGAUCCGRCACAACUCCUACAGUCGGAUUUAACAAUCAACGGCAAUCGCAACCCAACAUCACCAUUGAAWACCGACUUGCCGCCGAUUGACAUCGAUGCAGCGCAGCAAUCCACUGUCUCCUCGCCCGCGCUAUCAUCUUCAUCCCGUGGCUCAGGGGAUGCGCGAAAUCUGCAUUCAUCGUCGAGUCGCUUUGGUCGCCGUGCAAAGCUUGUCGCAUCUCCUGAAACUCCCCAAACGUUCGACUUUCCAGCUCCACCACACCAGAGCGCAUCAACACCCUCGGUCAACGACGGACACAGUACUCAUAAGAUCGGUACGCGAACAAGUCGCUUUUUCAAGCGUGUCAGCACAUUGAGUGGGCCCAAACGGAGGCAAAGCCAGCAGUCGGUGAUGGAAACAGCCAGUGUAAGAAGCCUUGAAAGUGGGGCGGGUGCCAAAAUGAGCAGCCGCGCCAGUUUGGCAACCCACGAUUCGGACACCCCUCCGGCCGUUGUAGUUGGCGAUCUCAACGUGCAAUUUCCAGACUCUUUGCUGUGGAAACGCCGUAUCGUGACAAUCAACGACAACGGUCACCUGCAAUUCGCCAUUGCACAUGCCAUGGAGAUCCACAAGGGAGUCGCAAUGAAGAGCUUUCCUCUGCAGCUAUUUAAUGCUCCCUAUGCACCGGAUCUCGACCGACAAGAGUUGGCCAACUCGGUCGUGUUGGAACUGCAAGACGGCACGACAGUACAGCUAGCGUGCGAGGACACCAUGACCCAGAGGCAGGUUCUGCAUCUUCUGAAAAACUACUGGAAGUCCUGGGCUGUCGUCUGA